This is a messenger RNA of Trifolium pratense (red clover), 2027 nucleotides long. Its product is annotated as peptidyl-prolyl cis-trans isomerase FKBP62-like. The coding region runs from base 123 to 1868 and encodes 581 amino acids. The transcript has 13 exons. Gene Ontology annotation, molecular function: protein binding; peptidyl-prolyl cis-trans isomerase activity. NCBI's taxonomy places the organism in Eukaryota, Viridiplantae, Streptophyta, Magnoliopsida, Fabales, Fabaceae. The record is from RefSeq and is a predicted model, not a curated record.
UCUAAUGUUAAAGACACAGAAAGUAGUAUUCCAGAAUUAAAUCAUUGAGUAGCGACUCCACUCCACCUAAUCACUAUUCUCUUCACAUUUCUACAACGAACACACAGAAAUUGUAACUAACAAUGGCAGUGUUAUCGGAAAUUGAAGAAGAUGAACUCGAUGAAGAACCAGGCGAGGUCAUCGAAUCAGCACCGCCUCAAAAGCUCGGCGAAGAAAGACAACUCAAUUCCAACUCCCCAAUCAAAAAGAAGCUUCUCAAACGCGGUCACGGUUGGGAAACCCCCAAUUUCAACGAUCAAGUUACCGUUCAUUAUGUUGGAACUUUGCUUGAUGGAACCAAGUUGGGUUCUACCAGGGAUUCUGAUUGUCCUGUCACAUUUACACUUGGCCAAGGUGAAGUGUAUGCUGGAUUGGAUGAUGGUAUUGUCACCAUGAAGAAAGGAGAGGUGGCAUUGUUCACAUUACCUGCUGUUGAGUCUGAAGGCAUUCCACAAGACUCCAACUCAGUUGCGCAGUUUGAGGUGGAACUCGUUUCGUGGAUUACGGUGGUGGAUGUUUGCAAAGAUGGCGGAAUUAUCAAGAAAAUUAUGGAGAAGGGGAAAGGGAAUGAUCGGCCUGGUGAUCUUGACGAAGUCCUUGUGAAGUAUCAGGUGUCACUAGUAGAUGGCACUGUUGUUGCAGAAACACCGGAAGGAGGAGUUGAAUUCUACUUGAAGGAUGGUCAUUUUCUUCUUAAAUUGCCGAAAGUGAUCAUGACUAUGACAAGAGGAGAGAAGGCUGAAUUAAUUGUUCAACCUCAGUAUGCCUUUGGGGAGAAGGGGAGAGAAGCUGGCAGCGGGUUCAAUUCAGUUCCACCAGACUCAGUGCUGCAUGUUAAUAUUGAAUUGGUGUCCUUCAAACCUGUCAUAAAUGUAAUUGGUGACUCAACGGUGAUUAAGAAGAUUUUGAAAGAAGGGGAGGGUACUUUCACAGCCAACGAGGGUGCAAAUGUUACUGUCAGCUACACAGCCAUGCUAGAAGAUGGCACUGUAUUUGAGAAAAGAGGAAUCGGUGAAACACAACCCUUGAAAUUUGUAACUGAUGAGGAACAAGUUAUUACUGGUCUAGACCGAGCAGUGGCAACAAUGAAGAAGGGUGAGAGGGCCAUAAUUAGUAUACAUCCUGAUUAUGCAUUUGGAAAUGUUGAAGUGAGACAAGAACUGGCUAUCGUGCCACCAGGCUCAAAAGUUGUCUAUGACAUUGAAAUGAUGGAUUUUAUUAAGGAGAAAGCACCAUGGGAGUUAAAUAAUAAUGAGAAAAUUGAGGUGGCUGGGAGGAAGAAAGAAGAAGGGAAUUUAUUAUUUAAAAGUGGCAAAUAUCAGCAAGCAGCGAAGAAGUAUGAUAAGGCUGCUGAUUUUGUUAUUGAAGAUGGAUCCUUUGGGGAUGAUGAGCAAAAGCUAGCUAAAUCGUUGAGAAUUUCAUGUUGGUUGAACGGUGCAGCUUGUUGCCUUAAACUGAAUGAAUUUCCAGGAGCAAUCAAACUAUGUACUCAGGUGCUUGAUGUUGAGUUUCACAAUGUGAAAGCUUUGUAUAGAAGAGCGCAAGCAUACGUAGAGACCGAAGACUUUCUCUUGGCAGGUGUAGACAUCAAGAAAGCUCUUGAGGUGGAUCCACAGAACAGGGAGGUAAAGGUACUGAAGAUGAAAUUGAAGCAACUUCAAGCUAACAGUGACAAAAAAGAUGCUAAACUGUAUGAAAAUAUGUUUGCAAGUAAAUCAAAGAGAUUGAAAGUUGAGAAAGAAGAGGGUGAGGUGGUGAAACUAGAAACUGACAAUGUCGGUGACAGCGCAGCGCCUUCUGAUGGUGGUUUAAUUAUUGAUUCUCGUUGAAGCUGUAUAGGUUACAAUACAAUGCUUCUAACAAAAGGAAUAUAAACAAAGACUAAUUAAUGUAGUAUAAAUGAUAGCUGCAAAUUAUUUUGUGCAACCACUAGAGAGGUUAUACUUAAGUGUCCUAUCUUAUUUGAACUUAUACUAAUUUUUGAAUAA